Acomys russatus (golden spiny mouse) is the source of this 879-nucleotide messenger RNA. It is a transcript of the gene Yif1b, whose product is annotated as Yip1 interacting factor homolog B, membrane trafficking protein. Gene Ontology annotation, biological process: endoplasmic reticulum to Golgi vesicle-mediated transport. The transcript has 7 exons. Gene Ontology annotation, cellular component: endoplasmic reticulum membrane; COPII-coated ER to Golgi transport vesicle; endoplasmic reticulum-Golgi intermediate compartment. The coding region runs from base 31 to 879 and encodes 282 amino acids. The record is from RefSeq and is a predicted model, not a curated record. Lineage: Eukaryota; Metazoa; Chordata; Mammalia; Rodentia; Muridae.
AAGCGGAGGGUUCCAGCAUCCCAACCCAGCAUGGCUGAUCCCCACCAGUUUUUUGAUGACACGAGUUCAGCCCCCAGCCGCUGCUACGGAGGCCAGCCGUCACCCGGUGGUCUGGGUUACCCCACCCAUUCGUCUCCCGAGGCAGCCUUCCUGGCUGACCCUAUGUCCAACAUGGCGAUGGCCUAUGGGAGCAGCCUGGCCGCUCAGGGCAAGGAGCUGGUGGACAAGAAUAUUGACCGCUUCAUCCCCGUCAGCAAGCUCAAGUAUUACUUCGCUGUGGACACCAUGUACGUGGGCAAGAAGCUGGGCCUGCUUGUCUUUCCCUACCUACACCAGGACUGGGAGGUACAAUACCAGCAGGACACUCCGGUGGCCCCCCGCUUUGACAUCAACGCCCCAGACCUCUACAUCCCAGCCAUGGCGUUCAUCACCUACAUCCUGGUGGCCGGCCUUGCACUGGGGACGCAGGACAGGUUCUCCCCAGACCUCCUGGGACUACAGGCGAGCUCGGCCCUGGCCUGGCUGACCCUGGAGGUGGUGGCCAUCCUGCUGAGUCUCUACCUGGUGACUGUCAACACUGACCUCACCACCAUCGACCUGUUGGCCUUCCUUGGCUACAAAUAUGUCGGGAUGAUUGGCGGGGUGCUCACGGGCCUGCUCUUUGGGAAGAUUGGCUACUACCUGGUGCUUGCCUGGUGCUCUGUGUCCAUCUUUGUAUUCAUGAUCCGGACGCUGCGGCUGAAGAUCCUGGCCCAGGCGGCGGCCGAAGGGGUGCCCGUCCGCGGGGCGCGGAACCAGCUGCGCAUGUACCUGACCAUGGCGGUGGCGGCCGCGCAGCCGCUGCUCAUGUACUGGCUCACCUUCCACCUGGUGCGGUGA